Molecule: messenger RNA, 2592 nt
Organism: Branchiostoma floridae (Florida lancelet)
Lineage: Eukaryota; Metazoa; Chordata; Leptocardii; Amphioxiformes; Branchiostomatidae
Exons: 12
Coding region: 1-2592 (863 amino acids)
Biological process (GO): Notch signaling pathway
Molecular function (GO): calcium ion binding; Notch binding
Source: RefSeq, a predicted model, not a curated record
AUGUCGAAGACAAAUAUCGAUGAGUGUGCUUCUAAUCCGUGCAACAAUGGCGGCACCUGUACAGACGGAGUCAACGGUUAUACCUGUGACUGUGCGGCAGGAUAUGCAGGAGAUGACUGUAAAACAGAUAUCGAUGAGUGUGCUUCUGAUCCCUGCAACAAUGGCGGCACCUGUACAGACGGAGUCAACGGUUAUACAUGUGAUUGUGCGGAGGGAUAUGUAGGAGAUACAUGUAACUGUGAAACAGAUAUCGAUGAGUGUGCUUCGAAUCCGUGCAACAAUGGCGGCACCUGUACAGACGGAGUCAACAGUUAUACAUGUGACUGUGCGGAGGGAUAUACAGGGGACAACUGUGAAACAGGUGUUGUUCGGAAGUAUUUCUAUUUCAUCAAAGAAGAGGUGAGCUCGGACUGGAAGGACCUCGCAUAUCAACUUGGAGUUAAACAAGCAGACAUUAACAACAUUGCUGGUAAAAAACAAGAUGACAAGUCUUGCUGUAUGGACUUGUUGUGCGAAUGGCUCGAAAGUAAUGGAGCGAGAGCCACCAUAGAGGUCCUGAUGGAGGCUCUGUCUGAGGCAAAGUUACAGAGUAUCGUAGAUGAAUUGAAGACAAAAUAUCCUGAGUUAACCGAACAGAGACAACCAGUUGGAGCAAACCAAGCACAGACAGAAAGCAUGAAGGCUCCAGAAGGAUUGAAGGCUUUGGAGACUACAAAUGACAGCGUCAAGUUGGGAUGGACAAAAGUCAACUCGAACCAGACUAGUGGCUACCGUCUGGAACAGUCCAUUGCGUUUGAAGAAAACUGGGUGUCUGCACAAGGCGACAGGAAACUGUUACCUGCUACAAUCACAGAGUUCACAGUUGUAGACCUGUCACCUUACAAGGAGUACCACUUUUGUGUGAGAUCAGCAAUAGACAGGAUGGGCAAGCUUGUCCUCAGUGAGAGAUCUGUGCCGCUUUAUGUUGUGGCCAAACAACCAUAUCAGCCAUACCGACCGAGAAACUUAAAGCUGACAGACCACACCCACGCAUCUCUCUCACUGACAUGGAAAGAGCCUUCACCAGCUGAUGAUGUCAACCCAGCCUGCUACGAAUAUGUCGUUGAGAUGUGCGCUCAUGGUAACGACCAAGGUGUUAAAAGAUGGACAGAGUACUGCAGGACAACACAAUGCAAUUGCCCUAUAAAUGAUCAGGACAAUGGAAUCUACCGGUUCCGGGUAUCAGCCAACAAUACGGAAAAUGAUGUAACCAGCCUUCCAGAAGAAAUGGGAGAUCCAGUCAUACCUAUUCAUAUAAAGACAAAAUCUGAAUGGUUGAUAGAGGUUCUCAAAACCUUCUGGCCUUUUUCUGCCACAACUCAGCCAAGAAGCCAAGAGUCAGGAAGCAUCAUCUUCAACAUCUCUUGCCAUGACCUGGAAGGGCUGCGUGAUCUGUGGAUGAACUAUAAACUGGGGAAAGUCAAGAAGUUUUUCGAGAACCUCUUUGCCCGCCUGGCAAGACUUUCCUCCGUGCAGACAGAUACAGAACUUGAGAUCAGGAUUGACAAGGAGGACUUCUACAGCUGUCGUCGACAUCUGCUGCUGACCAUGCCUACCAGUAAAGGCUUUCGGGUGGUGAGACUUGGAGAGGGUGAUUCCAGAGGCACACGGCUGGGCCUGAGUGAGGAUUACCCAGUCUACUGCAAACCGAUAUCUCACAAGACAACCUGCUCGCAGUUGGACUUUCUGGACCCUGCAAUACCCGUCGACCAACUUGGUCUGGACCGUGACGAGCUGUCGGCCCUCCCAUGCCUCAACAGACAGGUUCACUGUUCAAGCCUGCCAGGCCUAGACCUGGCUGUGGUGAGAGAGGACCUGUCCUACAAACAAGGGGACAGCUCUAAACUGAGGGCUGCUGUCCGAGCUAGCAGGGAGAAAUCACAACGACUGGAGGUUCAGCUCCAUGCAGCAAAGACGCAGCUAGAGACAGGAAGACAGGAAACAAAAGCCCUGAAGAAAGGGGUCGCCAAAAUGACAGAGGAAAGGGAAAAAGCACAGAAAAUCAUUCUGGAACACAAGAUAGAAAUCGAACAGUUACAGGAGACAAACAAGAACUGGGAAGAAGGGAUGCAAAGAUCCAGACAACAGACAGAGGCCUUGAUGCUCAAUCUGAGCAGGGAGGUUACCAGGCUGACAAAAGAGAAGGAGAAAGCACAGAGAAUUCUCCAGGAACAGAAGAUAGAAAUUCAACACCUGCAAGAGAACAACAAAAGCAUGACAGCUACUAUAGAGGAACUGUUGCAUGCUAAACACACAGCAAAGGGUGAGAGUGGGGAGCAGGUCCAUGGGAGAAAGGAAGGUCUAGGGUCAGAGAAGGGGAGAAAGGGAGAACAAGAGAAGGGGGCAUACACAGGGGAGACUGGCCCAUGGAAGAAGGAAGAAUCAGACAUUGAGCCACCGUCCACAUCUCAACCUAAGAAGACAGUCCCUCGUGGUGAAGAAGAUGCCGAAGCCAGGAAACAAGUCAAAGCUGACCCAGAUGGUGCAGGACCAAGUGGGUCAGGAGAGAUGGAUCAGGAACCACAGACUUCUCACUCAGCAGGUGUGAAUUAA